CUAAAAAUUUUAAAUUUUUGUCAGAACUUGUUAUUUAUUUAUUAAAAAUGGGUCAAAAUGUACCUAUUUCAAAAAACCAAAUCUAUUUAUAAACUAAAAUAAGCAAACUUUGUACAGAACUCUCAUUUAACCCUUAAUAUUUAACAUAAAUAUUAAUGCUAAUAUACGCAAUCAUAUGGCAAUGGGCCACAACCUGCGAAAGUGUUCUGUUCAUCUGCCAAUGCCAAAUGCCAAACACUGUCACCAUAAAAUUAUCAACGUUUGCUCAGGUGCUUUGAGUCUUGGCCAAACGCUCUCCAUGGUCGAAGCAUAGAAAGUCGAGCGACUAUAAAUAGUUGCAAACUCUUAAGUUAGCAGACAGUUAAGUUAAUUACUAAUAAGCAAGCAAAAUGAAAAGCUAUCUAUCGACAAUCCUGUUCUUGGCAACACUGGCCUGUGUCUUCCUGCCCAGUAGCUGUUCGAGUAACAGUUCCUCGCCCAAGGUCUGUGUCCUGAGGAACUGCGACUGGAGCUCCACGACGAAUGUCUGUGCUCGCUAUGGUCGCUCCAAUCUCUGCAAUCGCUUCAAGAACAGCUGCACCCUGCGUUAUGAAUCCUGUGGUAGUUCCUCGUCUUAUAAGUCGGUCAGUCUUUCGGAAUGUUCUGGCAUAAGUGUGGGCAACCGAGGAAUCUGCGGAGGAUCUUCGUCAUCGUCAUCGUCAUCCUCUUCAUCAUCUUCGAGUGUCAAACCCAUUAUUAUACGCAGGGGUUAA
Drosophila eugracilis is the source of this 752-nucleotide messenger RNA. RefSeq lists its product as uncharacterized. The record is from RefSeq and is a predicted model, not a curated record. Bases 390 to 752 code for a protein of 120 amino acids. NCBI's taxonomy places the organism in Eukaryota, Metazoa, Arthropoda, Insecta, Diptera, Drosophilidae. The transcript has a single exon.